Molecule: messenger RNA, 580 nt
Organism: Linum tenue
Lineage: Eukaryota; Viridiplantae; Streptophyta; Magnoliopsida; Malpighiales; Linaceae
Source: the annotation of a GenBank genome assembly
AAAAGCAUUUUGUCGCCAAUUUCGCUGUUUCCUUCCCCAUCGGCUCCCCCCAAGAUAUAAAUACGAACCAGUUAGCCGCAGGAAAUUCAACUGCAACAAAACAAGCGCCCACAAUCUAGUAUUCUGGUUUUAAUCUUAUAUUCAGAAACAAUCCCCGCUGAUAUUUUCGUCGGAAAAGCAAAGGGAACUCGCCGGAGAAAGAAAUGGGCGAGGGCGGCAACGGCACGUUCGAAUCAAUCAGGGACUGGUCACUAAGCACAAGAUGAGAUCCGUCGCUUGCUUGUGGGCGAGCGGGAUUGCUGGCUCGAUAGCGUACAACUGGUCGCAACCCAACAUGAAGACCAGCGUCAAGAUUAUCCAUGCUAGGCUGCACGCGCAAGCUUUUACACUGGCUGCUCUGGUUGGUGGUGCUGCGGUUGAAUGCUACGAACGUAAUCAAAAUGAAAUUGCAAGAGCGAAAUGAGCACUUGAGUUUGCAAAUUUCCAGGCAGAGUGGGGGGCUCAAAUGACAAGGUUCAUGGCCCAUUUCCAAGUAGUGUAUUGUUCUAGUCCUAACGGUAUCGCCAUUGGUUGAAGAGGG